CGUCGACGUCGCUGUGAAUUUUAAUUGUUCUGAUUUGAAUAUAACAACGCCAGCACGCGACUUUUGAACCGAUUGAUUCGCACAAAAAACACAAUAACGCUGUCUUAAUAACUUUCAAGUAUCGAUGGCUCGCCUUAACCGAGAAGAUCGAAAUUUUACAGGAUCGCUGCCAGAUUUAAAAGCCUCUGUUAAGGCUACCGAACACCAAACGAAAGUGAUCGACAGAAAAAUAUUUAUUGUUGAAACACAUUUUCCCAAGGUGGCAGCGAUGCUUCAACGCUACGCAGUAGGAACAGCCAAAUUACGAAACAAGGGCGACGAGCUGGCCAAAACAAUAGCGGCCUAUGCGGAAGAAGAAUCUCCUUCAUUGAAGCAAGCCCUUACAACUAUGUCUGAAUGUUUGUCCGCCAUUCAGGAUCAACGAGACGCAGAGGUUAGUAAAAUAGAAGAGAAACUCGUUCAAGGACUCAGCGUGUACGACACGAAAUGCAAGCAGGCUAGGAACGACGUGAGGGUUAGUUCGUCUCUGUCUACAAGGGAGGUGAAGUCAUUCGAGAACCUCGAAAAAGCGCAGAUGAAAUCCACUGAUCGAACGCGGAUCGCCAGGGCUCAGGCUGAAUUUCAGAAGGCGUCUGGCGAAGCGAACCGAUCACUGAGGGUUUUACGCGAGCAGAUGAACGAGUUCGAAAGUCAAAAAAUGCGGGACGUGAAGCAGAUUUUUUCGGGGUUUGUGGUGUGCGAGAUGGAGCUGUUAGCCCGGUCAAUGGAGCUGUAUACCCGCGCGUAUCAAGGUUUGAUGAAUAUUAUCGAAGAGGAAGAUUUAGAGGAGUUUAACAAAUCCAUGACUUUAAAGCCAACCCAGUGGGGUUCAGCACCAGCUCUGUCUAAUGCCGGAAGAUAUGUAAAUCCAGGAAAUGGUAGAGAAAAUGUUUUGGAAGAAGUUGAGGACGAAAGCGACGAACUCAAUCGUACAAUGUAAACACUGAGAUUCAACGGUUCGAAGAAAAUUUCCAUUUAACUGCGCAUAAAUUAACCUUAAAGAUAUGACUUCAAAAGAUACACGUUGCCAUAUGAAGAAAAAAAUAUAAUUCAUGAUCAUAGGUUUUACUCAGAAAAAGGAGAGUAUACUUAUUCUUUGAUAGAAACUUUUGGAUUAUAUUGAAUAGAACGAUGCUAUGCUGUAAAAUUAUUUACACCUCGAAAAAAGGAAAAUGAUACGCUAAAAGAAAAGUUAAUAUAAACGACCGAAUUAUUUAUACAAGGAGCAACUAUUGGAACAAGAAAAGAAAAGUUUGCUUUACGCAAUCGUGAAGAAACAGCGAAAGUUUCUAGAAGAAAUAUUUAUUUGUUGUAAGUACCAUUAUGGAAUCUUUCAAAGACAAAGAACAGGAAAUAACGAUAUGGAGGAGUUAUAACCACUUUUGCCUUUUGAAGUCAUAUAAAUAACGGCGCCAGCGGUACACCGAGAAAAGGGGGAAAUUUUCGCGCGCUCUCGCGCAACUGCGACUCACUCACUUGUCCGACUAACUAUAAGGUGAGAGUGAUGAGGCCCAAGCCGAAAUUUUUGCGCUCCCUUUUUCUAGGCUUAAAUCGAGAAAUUUCUUAGGCCUUUUAUCCAAACUGCACGACAAUUUCUUCCAGCUUGCUCAAUCAUAGGACAUAAUAGUAUCACAUCCUAUUUAGCUUGGGUGUCACGUAUCGGUUGUCGGGCCGUCACCUCAGAUUGUUUGUUCAGAGAAAUAUAGGAAUUCACGCCAAUACACUACCACCACCCUACUGAGGAUUAUUUUGCCUUUCAUCUCACCAAGUAACACGGCAAAAAUAAAGAUUUUAGGGCAAAAGUGGCCGGGAGGAAACAAUUUUUCUUAUUAAAUCCCUCAAUG
Molecule: messenger RNA, 1883 nt
Organism: Pocillopora verrucosa
Lineage: Eukaryota; Metazoa; Cnidaria; Anthozoa; Scleractinia; Pocilloporidae
Product: CBY1-interacting BAR domain-containing protein 1
Biological process (GO): cilium assembly
Cellular component (GO): ciliary transition zone; ciliary basal body
Source: RefSeq, a predicted model, not a curated record